Messenger RNA from Gryllus bimaculatus (two-spotted cricket), 829 nucleotides. NCBI's taxonomy places the organism in Eukaryota, Metazoa, Arthropoda, Insecta, Orthoptera, Gryllidae. The record is from the annotation of a GenBank genome assembly.
CGGCUGUUGGCGGCGCGGGCCCGACGCGAGCGCGCGCACUUGGUCGACGCUCCGUAGCGCCGCCGGACUCGACGGGCCCCUCGCGGCUCGCGCGCGGACAGUCGACUCAUUGUGCGACCCCCCUCCCCCUGUCUUCCCGUCUCCUGGUCUCUGCCCCCGCUCCUCCCGGGAACGUGCUUGUGAUCGGCGGCGGUUCUCCAGAAGCUCUGACGUCCUGCCGGAGGUUGGUUUUGCCUUUUGAUGUGCGUGUGCGCGAGUGGAAUAUUCGAAACGGGGGAUUCCCCGAAAGUUGCCGAGUGUACUGUUGCUUAUGUAGAGUGGUUUUUUAUGACUGGCUUCCGGCGAGGGUGAAGCAUCGACGUGGGAUAUCGGUUCCGUGAAGUUCGUGUUGCGACGGAGUGCGUGUGGGAGGAGCGCGGUGGACGUGGGACGGUCGAGGAGACACGUCGCGCUCGGGGAGGGAAUUGAGUGAGUGUGUGAGGUGACAGCUGGUUUGACGCCUGCCUGGCUCGUCGCGAAGUCGUUCGUUGACGACGGCUCGUGACCGCCCGCGGGUGAAGGAACGACCGGGCGGCGGUGCCCAGGCGAUGGUAGUGGCGAGGGCCGCGAGCGCUGGAGCGUGUCGUCGCUGAAGAUGACUUCGGACAGCACGAGCGGGGGCGGCGGCGGAGGAGGAGGCGGUGGAGGGUCCACCAAACGGAUCAGCCGCUCCUUCCAGUCUUGUCUGCGCGGCGCGCGAUCUCCCGAUGAUGACGGGCCCGCUGAGGAAAACGAGCAAACAGUUGACAAGAACGAACGAAAAACCAAAAUCCGGCACUCCAUAAAGUAA